This is a messenger RNA of Haliotis rufescens (red abalone), 1379 nucleotides long. Its product is annotated as uridylate-specific endoribonuclease-like. Bases 90 to 1172 code for a protein of 360 amino acids. The transcript has 7 exons. Gene Ontology annotation, biological process: immune response. Gene Ontology annotation, molecular function: scavenger receptor activity; polysaccharide binding; RNA endonuclease activity. Lineage: Eukaryota; Metazoa; Mollusca; Gastropoda; Lepetellida; Haliotidae. The record is from RefSeq and is a predicted model, not a curated record.
AUACCCAGUCGAUGUAUAAAUAUCGUUCCUUUAAAAGUUCGUUUUGCCGCAUCCCUUGAUGAGAACGUAGGUUCCUUCCACGUGUCAAAAUGGUAACUCUGAUUGUCAUCUUCUGUGUUCUGUUCACAGUGACCUCGGCUCAAGAGAGCUGCGAGGGAAGGUGUGGCCAGGCGCUGGACCCUACCCUCCCGUGUCAGUGCAACAGUCAAUGCAUCACCUUUGGCGACUGUUGUGACGAUUACCAGUCGGUGUGUGUUGCUGCGACAUGUUCCGGUCGAUGUAACGCCGGGGUGGACAACUCUAAACCCUGCCAGUGUAACUCGGCGUGUGUCAGCUACGGCGACUGCUGCCCUGACUACGACAGUCUCUGUGCAGGAGGUGAUGCAGGGGGUGAGACCCUGUCCAGUGUUGCGGAUCAGCUAUGGAAUCUCGACGUGAACCGCGUCUCCGUCACAGACUACAACGUCAACUACCAGGGACAGGUCAGCUCCGGCAACACCGGCGACAGUGCAGCCGAACCGUUCUUCUCGUAUGUGAAUGAGGCCAUCUUUACCUCCCGUCCUACAUUUGCCCUCCUACUCCCCCUAUUGGACAACUACAACCCAAACAUCGGCCAAUCAGAGUCGCUGACCAGCGCGCAGUGGGCGGAGAUAAACAGCUUCCUUGACGCUGUCCUCGCCACUUCAGUGAUGCAAAAGGCCUACAACUAUUUGCUUAAUGAAGGUAAGACAACUGGAGAGGCGGACUUCCGGGACGUCCUGAAUGAGCUAUGGUUUAACCUAUAUCAGCGCUCCAGCUCGGGGCCGACUGACAGUUCCGGGUUUGAACACGUGAUGGUUGGGGAGUACAAGAAUGGGGUGAGCGGGUUCCACAGCUGGGUUCAAUACUACCAGGAGGAGAAGGCGAACAACAUCGACUACCAGGGAUACGUGUCAAGGGCUAAUCCUGAAAUUGUAGGAGCGCAGUUCACCUGGAACGGGCAGAGAAAAGCUAAGGGGAGCUUCUUUGUGGCGACGAGUCCCGAGUUCGACAUGGCGAUAUACUCAAUCUGUGCCUUGGUGCGCCCUAAUGCUGUCUGCUCCUUCAACAUGGACGGCCACUCCAUCAGGAUACAGACGUGGGAUGUCGCUCACAAGUCGGGGUCACAGAUCGCCUCGGCUUACCCCCUGUAGAUUGGCUGUCAGGAGACCGGUGACACAGACCCUCACAUCAACUUCCGAUCAAAUCAGACUGAUGAUCACAAAGCCUUAAUAACUACAUAUUCUCAAUAAAUUCAGAGAGGCCCUUGUGCUGUCUUGACAGCCGCUGGUUCUCGUUAUCCUGGUGUCAAACAAUAAAUGACAUAACAUUGGUGUUAUGGAAUAAAUCAUAAGCAUGCA